Messenger RNA from Ahaetulla prasina, 3773 nucleotides. RefSeq names its product solute carrier family 8 member A1 (gene SLC8A1). Gene Ontology annotation, molecular function: calcium:sodium antiporter activity. The transcript has 10 exons. Bases 659 to 3547 code for a protein of 962 amino acids. Gene Ontology annotation, cellular component: postsynapse; sarcolemma; axon. The record is from RefSeq and is a predicted model, not a curated record. NCBI's taxonomy places the organism in Eukaryota, Metazoa, Chordata, Lepidosauria, Squamata, Colubridae. Gene Ontology annotation, biological process: cell communication; sodium ion transmembrane transport; calcium ion import across plasma membrane.
CCCACUACCCGUAAAAAGAAAAAAAAGAAAGAAACCACCACCGGUCAGGGUGGUCAGGGAAAGCCGAGCCGAGCUCCCUCGAUCCCUUUCUCUGAGCGCCAAAAACUCGCUCGUUAGACUUCGCCUCAAUUUGCAGACACGUGGAAAAGGCGGGCGACGCUCCCCCGCCCGCGCCUGUCCCGUCUGCAGGCCAGGGCAACAGGAGAGAGCAGGAACGGCCCCGGCUUGAGAGAGCUCGCGUCGGGAAGGAGGCAAGGGACGCGCCGCCUCCGGAGACGCUAGGAAGGAGGAAGGAGCGGGCGAGUCCUGCGGCUCUCUGAGGGGAAUGCCGCCGCCGCCUCGCCUCCUUUAAGCGCGCGUCUGCCCCCGCCUGCGACUCCUUCCUUCCAAGGGGGGCGCUUCUUGCUCUUGUCGCCGCGCUGCAUGGGGCGCCAGCGCUUGGCGCUUUCCAGAUAUGGUCUCGGUGGAGGCGGAGAGCUCUCUGUGAUCGCCGGCAUCGGCGGUGUCUGGCCCGGCGGGAGGAGCAAGGAGCGAACGAGGUAGAAGGCGGCCAGGAGGAGCGCUCGACUGGCGCCCAGAAUCAAGUCAGCCGGGUUGCUUGCGGGCGGCUCGGUCUGCAGGUUAGAAAAGCUUUGGAAAUUGGUCUGACAGAACAAUCAUGAUCGGAUUAAGGAAUUCAACUGCCUUGCCUGGUGGUCUUCUCCUUUUAAUUGUUGCAUUUUUGCUAUGCCAUGUGGACAAAGUACAUACAGAACAUCAACCUGAAGAAACCAAUCAUUCAAAAGAAUGUUCUGGUUCCUAUAUCUGUAAGAAAGGUGUAAUUUUGCCAAUUUGGGAACCUCAAGAUCCUUCAUUUGGUGAUAAAAUAGCAAGAGCUACUGUAUAUUUUGUGGCCAUGGUCUACAUGUUUCUAGGAGUGUCUAUUAUAGCAGAUCGUUUCAUGUCAUCCAUAGAAGUUAUUACUUCCCAAGAGAGAGAGAUAACAAUCAAGAAACCCAAUGGUGAGACCAGCAAGACAACAGUAAGAGUUUGGAAUGAAACUGUAUCGAACUUAACAUUGAUGGCUUUGGGCUCUUCUGCACCUGAGAUCCUCCUAUCUGUCAUUGAAGUGUGUGGCCAUGGCUUCAAGGCAGGAGACCUUGGGCCAAGCACUAUUGUAGGAAGUGCUGCCUUUAAUAUGUUUGUCAUUAUAGCCAUUUGUGUUUAUGUUGUCCCUGAUGGAGAAAUCAGGAAGAUUAAGCAUCUUCGUGUGUUUUUUGUCACUGCAGCUUGGAGCAUUUUUGCCUAUACUUGGCUGUAUUUAAUUUUGUCAGUUAUAUCACCUGGAGUAGUAGAAGUCUGGGAAAGUUUACUCACUUUCUUCUUUUUUCCUAUCUGUGUCGUGUUUGCAUGGGUUGCUGAUCGAAGGCUUUUAUUCUACAAGUAUGUCUACAAGAAGUACAGAGCUGGAAAGCAGAGAGGCAUGAUAAUUGAACAUGAGGGUGAGGGGCCACAAUCUAAGGCUGAUAUUGAAAUGGAUGGAAAGAUAGUUAAUUCCCAUGUUGAAAGUUUCUUGGAUGGCACUCUGGUCCUAGAGGUGGAUGAGAAGGAUCAAGACGAUGAAGAAGCAAGGAGAGAAAUGGCUAGAAUCCUGAAGGAAUUGAAACAGAAGCAUCCAGACAAAGAGAUUGAACAGCUAAUAGAACUAGCUAAUUAUCAAGUUCUGAGUCAGCAACAAAAGAGUCGCGCCUUUUAUCGCAUUCAGGCUACUCGGUUAAUGACUGGAGCUGGCAACAUAUUGAAGCGACAUGCAGCUGACCAAGCACGAAAAGCAGUCAGUAUGCAUGAGGUCAACUGUGAAGUAGCAGACAAUGACCCUAUCAGUAAGGUCUAUUUUGAGCAGAGCACCUACCAGUGCCUUGAGAACUGUGGCACAGUAGCUCUAACAAUUGCCCGUAGAGGUGGUGAUUUGACCAAAACAGUCUUGGUUGAUUUCAGAACAGAAGAUGGUACAGCCAAUGCAGGGUCUGAUUACGAGUUCACUGAAGGGACAGUGGUAUUUAAGCCAGGUGAGACACAAAAAGAAAUAAGAGUUGGUAUAAUUGAUGAUGACAUAUUUGAGGAAGAUGAGAAUUUCCUUGUUCACCUCAAUAAUGUGAAAGUGUCAGAACGAUCUGAAGAAGGUGUUCUAGAGGGCAACCACGUUGCAACUGUGGCUUGCCUGGGGUCACCUGCUACAGCCACGGUUACAAUCUUUGAUGAUGAUCAUGCUGGCAUAUUUACUUUCGAGGAACCAGUCACUCAUGUAAGUGAGAGUGUGGGGACCAUGGAAGUGAAAGUGCUACGGACAUCUGGAGCGCGAGGAAACGUUAUUGUGCCAUAUAAAACAAUUGAAGGCACAGCCAAGGGAGGCGGUGAGGACUUCGAGGACACCUGUGGAGAGCUUGAAUUUCAGAACGAUGAGAUUGUCAAAACGAUAUCUAUCAAAGUAAUUGAUGAUGAGGAGUAUGAGAAAAACAAGACCUUCUACGUUGAAAUUUGGGAGCCCCGUCUGGUGGAGAUGAGUGAAAAGAAAGCCCUGUUGUUGAAUGAGCUUGGUGGCUUCACAAUUACAGGCAAGCCUGUCUUCAGGAAAGUUCAUGCUAGAGACCAUCCCCUUCCUUCUACUGUAAUCAACAUUCAAGAAGAGAAUGAAGAGAAGCAGCUUCUGACAAGCAAAGAGGAGGAAGAACGCCGCAUUGCUGAAAUGGGGCGCCCCAUCCUGGGGGAGCACACAAAGCUAGAAGUGAUUAUUGAAGAGUCCUACGAGUUCAAGAACACUGUGGACAAGCUUAUUAAGAAGACAAAUCUAGCUCUUGUGGUUGGAACAAACAGCUGGAGAGAGCAGUUCAUUGAGGCUAUCACUGUUAGUGCUGGAGAGGAUGAUGAUGAUGAUGAAUGUGGCGAAGAGAAGCUACCAUCCUGCUUUGAUUAUGUGAUGCACUUUCUGACCGUCUUCUGGAAAGUCCUUUUUGCCUUUGUGCCCCCAACAGACUACUGGAAUGGUUGGGCUUGUUUUGUAGUGUCCAUCCUCAUGAUUGGCCUUCUCACAGCUUUCAUUGGGGAUUUGGCAUCCCAUUUUGGCUGCACAAUUGGCCUGAAGGAUUCUGUAACUGCAGUUGUAUUUGUUGCAUUGGGAACUUCAGUACCAGAUACAUUUGCCAGCAAAGUAGCAGCAACACAAGAUCAAUAUGCAGAUGCUUCCAUAGGUAAUGUCACUGGUAGCAACGCUGUGAAUGUUUUCCUGGGAAUCGGCGUAGCCUGGUCCAUUGCUGCAAUCUACCAUGCAGCCAAUGGGGAGACAUUUGCAGUCCAACCAGGCACCCUGGCUUUCUCUGUCACCCUCUUCACUAUAUUUGCUUUUAUCAGUGUUGGUGUGCUCCUCUACCGGCGAAGACCAGAGAUUGGAGGUGAGCUAGGCGGGCCACGGACUGCCAAGAUUCUGACCUCAAGCCUCUUUGUGCUGCUCUGGCUCUUGUACAUAUUUUUCUCAUCUCUGGAAGCCUACUGCCACAUAAAGGGCUUCUAAAGAAACAAUUGAAGAUAGUAUCUAUAUAUACAUCUAUAUAUAGAAAGAGAGAGAUAUAGAUAUAGAUCUAAUAUUAUUGAACAGAGGAUAAAAGACAUUUGCCAUGUUCACUUACCUAUUGAUGGAAUGUAGCUUUGUGGUAGGAGUUUGAAAUCUGCAGGAGUCUUCACCAGGAGCAGCAGCAUUGCAAUGGAGACGUGGAUGCAGGGCCAUCUUUGCAACUCAG